Molecule: messenger RNA, 1579 nt
Organism: Pistacia vera
Lineage: Eukaryota; Viridiplantae; Streptophyta; Magnoliopsida; Sapindales; Anacardiaceae
Exons: 5
Coding region: 77-1279 (400 amino acids)
Source: RefSeq, a predicted model, not a curated record
UAUAGGUUAACGAUUGAAAAUUGGUAAAAUUCAGAGUAGGUGGAGAGUGUUGGCGGCGGAUUUGAUAUUUUGAAGAAUGGGAAAGAAAGAGAAGAAACAGAAGCACCAACAAAAAGCUUCAGCUUCACGAAGAGGUGACUUUUCAUACAACGCUCAAGACCAUGAAGAAGGUUAUGAAGCUGACUAUAGCUACCCUUCAAGUUUACCCUCCUCUUCUGAUCAAGAACUGCCUCAAAUUUUUGAUAAUGAUGAUGAUGAUGGUCUACAAGAACAAGAUGAUCAAAAUGACCCUCACCCAUCAACAAACAUGCCCUCUAAGUUUCUUCUCUACCAGCAAUCCGUACAGUCACCAAAAGGGGACAUAAGUUAUUUGCAGAAGUUCUUUUUGAUGUAUGUCGGUGGGAGGCAGCCACUUCAUCUUCAAGAAGAUUUUUGUGGCACUGCUUUACUUAGUACAGAAUGGCUCCGGAGUGACUCAAGACGGACCGCUGUGGGUUUGGAUUUGGACCUGGAGGCACUAGAAUGGUGCAUGGAGAAUAAUGUUAACAAAGUUGGCGCUGAUUGUUAUUCCAGAAUAUCCCUUUUUCAUGGGAAUGUUUUGCAACCUCUUGAGGCCAAACUAGUGAGAUGUGACCCUCAAGAGUUGGUAAGGAACAUUACAUUAAAGGAGAAUGACAAUAGUUCUGAGGCUUCCACUUUGGAUUCUGCGAGGCAAGAUGGCUCUACUGCUUCUAGUGAUAACAACUGCUCAAUGAGGACUUAUCCACUGCAGGCAAGAGACAUUGUGUGUGCUUUCAAUUACAGCUGUUGUUGUCUCCACAAACGUGCAGAUUUGGUUUUGUAUUUCAAGCAUGCUCUUGGUGCCCUGUCUAAAAAAGGUGGUAUAUUUGUGAUGGAUUUAUAUGGUGGCACAUCAUCAGAGCAGAAGUUAAGACUCCAGAGGAGAUUUGCCAAUUUUACGUAUGUUUGGGAGCAAGCUGAGUUUGACAUUGUUGAGCGAAAAACAAGAAUUAGCCUCCACUUUCAUCUUCAAAAGCAGCAGAAAAAACUUCGACAUGCAUUUUCAUACAGCUGGAGGCUGUGGUCACUACCGGAGAUUAAGGACUGCUUAGAAGAAGCCGGGUUCCAAUCUGUCCAUUUUUGGCUUCGUGAGAUGCCAGACACGCAAGAAAACAGAAGUACAGAGGGCUUUGGAGUUGCACAAGAUGCGAAGUAUGAAGAGGUUAGAAGUUUUCAACAGAAAGAUGCUUGGAAUGCAUAUAUUGUUGCUGUUGCCUAGUCAAUCCGGAGCUCCUCCUUUGGUAGAACUUCUUAAUGUUGCUGAGACAGUUGCUCCUGUGAGCAAGUGGUUGGUGAAACAAAUACUUUCAAGGCUGUAAACUCUCACGUCUUUUUUUUUUUUUUUUUUGGUUAAUUUCCCUUACAAAUUUUAGGUUUCAAAACUAUAUUUGUAUGAUAACUGUCAUGCAUUCAGGAUUUCUCAAAUUUAUCUUAUAGUCUCUGAAUUUGUAUGCUUCCUUUUUUUCUUUCUAAAAACAGUAUGAACCUUACGGUACAUGGAUAUUAGUAUAGUCAGAAC